UUUACUUUUUUGCAGUGGAUCAUAUUUAUAAGUAAGACUCAAUUAUUACUUCUAAAUUCAAACAUGCCACAAAAUGAGCAUAUUGAGCUGCACAGAAAGCGGCAUGGAUAUCGCUUGGAUUUUCAUGAACGUAAGAGAAAGAAGGAGGGCCGAAUGGCCCAUGAUCGCGCAAAGAAAGCCAAGAAAUUAAUCGGCUUGAAGGCGAAGCUGUACAACAAGCAGCGACAUCAUGAAAAGAUUCAGAUGAAGAAGACGCUAAAGAUGCAUGACAAGAGGAACACUAAGCAGAAAGAUAACGAGAAGACACCGGAUGGAGCUGUUCCUGCCUACUUGCUCGACCGUGAGAGCCAGAGUCGAGCUAAAGUUUUGUCGAACAUGAUAAAGCAGAAACGAAAGGAAAAAGCUGGCAAGUGGGAUGUACCGAUCCCGAAAGUCCGAGCACAGAGUGAAGCAGAGGUCUUCCGUGUGGUGACGACUGGGAAGAGGAAGAAA
This is a messenger RNA of Ciona intestinalis (vase tunicate), 492 nucleotides long. The record is from RefSeq and is a predicted model, not a curated record. Lineage: Eukaryota; Metazoa; Chordata; Ascidiacea; Phlebobranchia; Cionidae.